Messenger RNA from Melitaea cinxia (Glanville fritillary), 525 nucleotides. RefSeq lists its product as uncharacterized. Lineage: Eukaryota; Metazoa; Arthropoda; Insecta; Lepidoptera; Nymphalidae. The record is from RefSeq and is a predicted model, not a curated record. The transcript is spliced from 4 exons. The coding region runs from base 1 to 471 and encodes 156 amino acids.
AUGGGUAAAUUUUCAUACGGCUAUUCCGAUUCCGAGGAGACUGAUGAUACCUCUAGCUCUGUGGAAAAUGUCAAAAAGAAGAAACGGAUGUCGAUCUUAAAAUAUGCAAGCGGGAAUGUGAAAAAGAAGAAAUGCAAGGUCCACAGUAAAUCAGAACCUGAUGAAGACUUCCGCAGCCGUAGUCGGUCCAGUCAGAGGAUGUUUAAGCAGAAGCUGCGUGGUAUACUGAAGCAUUCUGAGCGAGAAUCAUCAGAAGACGAUGACAGCGAACCGAUAAGACUGUUCCGUACUCAAGAUCGCUGUCUGGUCGGUCAGGUUCCCAGGCCAGCUGGGGCGAAGCCUGGUCGAGGUGGCGGUGUGGCCCUCGUCGUGAGGAAGAAUACUAGUAUACUUCCAUAUCAACAGAGCUCCACAAGUAGCACUAAGAAAAGAAAGGGAACGAAACGUCUUGACAGAAAACGUUCAUAUUGAAGAUUUAAUUUUUAUUUUAAAAUAAUACUUUGUUUUAAUAUAUGUUGUGAUGAA